This is a messenger RNA of Pan troglodytes (chimpanzee), 480 nucleotides long. It is a transcript of the gene H3C14, whose product is annotated as H3 clustered histone 14. Gene Ontology annotation, molecular function: protein heterodimerization activity; DNA binding; structural constituent of chromatin. Gene Ontology annotation, cellular component: nucleosome. Bases 28 to 438 code for a protein of 136 amino acids. The transcript has a single exon. Lineage: Eukaryota; Metazoa; Chordata; Mammalia; Primates; Hominidae. The record is from RefSeq and is marked validated.
GCUGGUAAGCCUGUGUUUUGGUUCGCUAUGGCCCGUACUAAGCAGACUGCUCGCAAGUCGACCGGCGGCAAGGCCCCGAGGAAGCAGCUGGCCACCAAGGCGGCCCGCAAGAGCGCGCCGGCCACGGGCGGGGUGAAGAAGCCGCACCGCUACCGGCCCGGCACCGUGGCCCUGCGGGAGAUCCGGCGCUACCAGAAGUCCACGGAGCUGCUGAUCCGCAAGCUGCCCUUCCAGCGGCUGGUACGCGAGAUCGCGCAGGACUUUAAGACGGACCUGCGCUUCCAGAGCUCGGCCGUGAUGGCGCUGCAGGAGGCCAGCGAGGCCUACCUGGUGGGGCUGUUCGAAGACACAAACCUGUGCGCCAUCCACGCCAAGCGCGUGACCAUUAUGCCCAAGGACAUCCAGCUGGCCCGCCGCAUCCGUGGAGAGCGGGCUUAAGAAGUGCGUGCGGUUCGGCCGGAGGUUCCAUCGUAUCCAAAA